UCUUCUUACCCCCACCUUCCUUCAAGGAACUCAAAGUCACCUCGGAUUACAUUUGGAAAUCUGUAGACGCCCAUCUACGCGUCCAGGAAGAUGUAGACUCGCCACAUCUGCCCAGCCAAGAGCAAUCGACCAACCAAGAUCACGAAAACCAUGAAGAAGGAAGUUUCAACACUUUCUCUCAACCAAGUUUUGCGGUGGACGCGCCCAAGAAAAGCCAGCCUCUCACUCAAGCUAGUGAACAAUUUUCCGGACUAUAUGCAAAUGAUAUAUUCAUGGAUUUCGAGGAGGAUAACGAUACCAUGAAAGGCGUUGAGCGAGCCGACUCGGAACCCCUAGACUCGUCUCAGAGUACUGCGUCUCAGCCUAAUCAAAAUCAGCCUACCAUCUUAUCCGAGAAUCCUCUGGUUUUACCUUCACAAGCGUCGUCCGAAGAACCCUCAAUAUCGUUAGAUGAGAGCAUAUCCUUCAACAGCGUCUCGGAGCUUUCGGACACUUCCAUCCAUAGAAUGCCCACAUUUCGAAUACCGCUUCACCGCGCCACCGCUCUGAAGUCUAUGUUGCAAGGUCGGGCACCUCGGAAUGCCGAUUCCAGAAAGGUCUGCACUUUGGUGGGAGUGAUAGACAUCGACGGGCCAGAUAUGGUUCGUAUAAAAAAAGGUAAAGAUGCAGGAAAGGAGGUUGGAUUGUUGAAGAUCAUCAUGGCGGAUGCGGACGGAUCCAUUGUUCGAUUGACCAUAUGGAGAUCCUUGGCUCAAACAUGGGACAUACAAUACAAUAUCGAGAGCGAUGGAUCACUCACCUGCACAGGCUCCGACACUCUCAAGUCUAAGAUGACCGUUUGCUAUCGCUUGCUUCCUGUAACUCGGGAAGAUAGAAAGCUGAGACCUGAUCUCCGACUGGCAGAACUCGACCCCGG
Messenger RNA from Acaulospora colombiana, 916 nucleotides. The record is from the annotation of a GenBank genome assembly. Lineage: Eukaryota; Fungi; Glomeromycota; Glomeromycetes; Diversisporales; Acaulosporaceae.